CAAAAUGUUGUCCCUUUCUGGCAGGUACCAAACUUGCAAAAGACCAAAGGCUCGAUCUUGCGCUCCCUGGUAUAUUGGGCCUUCCGGCCCAUCUUACAUAGGCUACGCGACGUACUUCACGAUUAACGUUUGAGAUGCCCAUCGUGAUGCCAGACAGCCACAGUUGAACGUCGACUCCUCCUAAAAAGCGUGCUCAGGUAUCGAAUCUCGACGUCUCCAAGGGAUUACAACAUAUUUGUCUCUACAUAUGCCCAUUCCUGACAUUUACACAUCGUCUGUGUCCCUUUCGCGUGAAUAUGGGCGGAAGAUCAGGCGCUCAUGCGACGCCCAAAGAUAAUGGAUCUGCUUUACGUCGGCCCAAGGCGCCAGUGGCAUGUGUGGUGUGCAAGUCUCGCAGGAUCAGGUGCUCAGGUACUGCGCCUUGUCAAGCUUGCAUUGCGCUGAACACGGAGUGUAUCAUUGACGAGACGCUGGACGGUCGACGGAAGGUGGCUCUCACCCGCAAAUUGGACGAGCUCAUUCACCACAAAUGGAUCUUGGAAGGCUUGCUGAUCUGUCUGCGAUACUCGAGAGGGUCUGCCAUGAUUGACUUAUUGGAAAGAGUCAAUGCCGAUGUACCUCUCAGAUCCCUAGCAGCGGCAGUCUCUGCCGACCUCGCGAAGGCCGAGCUUCAGCCAGAGAUGCAACUCAGGGCUUCUGAGAUCAGGCAAGAGAUUGCUUCGUACAUCGUCGGGGUGGUCCAAACCGAAAACGACGUCCUGCUAAGACCAUCAAUGCACUCUGGCGCUUCGGACAUGCUGAAAUAUGAGAUGCACUCACCGGACGGAACUUCUGCUUUCGUGGGACUACCGGGUAUCACUACUGCGCCUUACCUAAAUCCCAAUAACGCAGACCAGAGAUUGCCCAACUUACACGAAAGAUCAGAUGACUUUUACCUGGGAUCUGUUGUUGACUUGUCGGACGGCCGAGGUGUGUCAACAAUGGGCCAGUUAGAGAUUGAUGUCGCUUCCUACCGACAAGGUAUGGGGCUCGAAGAUAUCUUACAACUUUUGAGAGUAGGUCAGUCUCCACCUGUUCGGCGAACGAGCUACGACACGAGUAAGCAUAUCUCAUUGCCAUCACGACAAGGACAGCAUUACUGACACUUGCCAGGUCAGAGCACGGAUCAAGAAUCGGAGAGCGGACUGUUGACCAGUCUUGCAUCGGAUCUCGAUCUGCACGUUUCCAAACCUCACACUAUGGAUCGUCUCACCUUACACACAGAACUAGUUCCGGAAAUGACCCCAAAGAGCCGCAAAAGACCACUGUCAACAUCAAACACGGCGCCCAGCCGUGCAGCACCGCCUACUCCGAGUUCGACACAAAGCUUUUCUUCCCAACUACCUGCAAAUGGAGCCAGCUCUCGCAGACUUUCGACUGCCUCUUCAAAUGUCUGUGUCAGUUAUGAGCAGUCGCCGGAGAUGGACGGGGGCUUUCAACAUUGGUCGGAGCUAGCCCAGCC
Messenger RNA from Exophiala viscosa, 1501 nucleotides. RefSeq lists its product as uncharacterized. Bases 297 to 1142 code for a protein of 281 amino acids. Gene Ontology annotation, molecular function: zinc ion binding; DNA-binding transcription factor activity, RNA polymerase II-specific. The record is from RefSeq and is a predicted model, not a curated record. The transcript is spliced from 3 exons. NCBI's taxonomy places the organism in Eukaryota, Fungi, Ascomycota, Eurotiomycetes, Chaetothyriales, Herpotrichiellaceae. Gene Ontology annotation, biological process: regulation of DNA-templated transcription.